This is a messenger RNA of Drosophila mauritiana, 327 nucleotides long. RefSeq lists its product as uncharacterized. The record is from RefSeq and is a predicted model, not a curated record. Lineage: Eukaryota; Metazoa; Arthropoda; Insecta; Diptera; Drosophilidae. Bases 50 to 271 code for a protein of 73 amino acids. The transcript has 2 exons.
UCUUUUAGUUAGUUUAAUUGCGGCUAACGCAGUGUUAGGAGUCACAAAAAUGGGACACACGCAGGACAGGAUUAAGGACUGGAUCACCGCUGAGCGCGUGGCUAUAUUCUUUGGUCUAUUGUCAACCUGCUUGAUCGUGGCCCUUGUAAUUGUGGUCGUCCACAGGGAUAAUUUAUGGCUGCAGUUGGACGAAGCCAAAAGGAUGUUGGAUGUCCUGGAGGAAUACAUUCAAAGCCACUUGCUGUCUACCAUUUCGUAUAGAAAUUCAUGAGAAUUAGGGACGUUCAAAAAGAAUGUUUUCAAAUAUACAUAUAUUUCCAAAAAUGU